AUGAUUUUUGGAAGAGUUUUCUCACGUUCUUUGGCUGCUAGUGCCAAGGCUGGCAUCAAGCCACCUGUUCAGUUGUUUGGUUUAGAUGGAACCUAUGCAACAGCACUUUUCACUGCAGCUUCAAAAUCUUCCUCGGUAGAAUCAGCUGCUAAGUCUUUAGCUACUUUAACUCAAACUGUUGAAAAGGAUCCAAAGUUGAAAGAAAUUUUGUUAAAUCCAGCAUUAUCUGCACAGGACAGAAAUUUGGUUGUCAAGACUCUCUCACAGCAAGCACGCAUAGACAGCACUGUUGCCAAUCUAUUAAGUGUUUUGGCAGAAAAUAACAGGCUGGAUCUCUUCACAAAGGUUGGUACACAGUUUGCGACUUUGACUGAUGCUUACAAUGGAUUAGUUAAGGCAACCGUCAUCACGGCUCAACCGUUGGAUGUCAAGUCUUUAAAGAGAAUUGAAAAGGCUGUAGGCCAAUCCAGCUUGGUUGGUCAAAGCAAAACUUUGAAGUUGGAGAACUCCGUUAGACCAGAAAUCCAAGGUGGUCUAAUUGUUGAAAUUGCAGACAAGACAGUAGAUCUAAGCAUUUCUUCGAAGAUUCAAAAAUUGAAUAAGGUAUUGGAAGAAUCUAUUUAG
Molecule: messenger RNA, 624 nt
Organism: Zygotorulaspora mrakii
Lineage: Eukaryota; Fungi; Ascomycota; Saccharomycetes; Saccharomycetales; Saccharomycetaceae
Gene: ATP5
Product: F1F0 ATP synthase subunit 5
Exons: 1
Coding region: 1-624 (207 amino acids)
Biological process (GO): proton motive force-driven mitochondrial ATP synthesis
Molecular function (GO): proton-transporting ATP synthase activity, rotational mechanism
Source: RefSeq, a predicted model, not a curated record